ACGCAGGGCCCCCCCCGCGCCCGCCCCGGGGACAGCGGCGACAGCGGCAGCGGCGGCAGCGGGGACAGCGGCGGGCGGUGAGCGGUCCCCGGGAACCCACGGAACUCGGCCGCCCCCCUUUUCCACCUCCUUCUGCCGGGGGCCCCCGGCGGAGCCCCCCGAGCCCGGCCGGGCGGGACGGCGGCUCUGGGCGCGCUGCUGCGCUGCUUCCCCUGCGAGCGGCUGUGCGGGGGCUGCGCGGUGCCCCCCGGGGCGCUGCCCCCGGCCAUGCCGCCCCCGACCCGCCGCCACCUGCCCCCGGCCGCCCGCCUGCCCCCGCGCACCUUCCGCAGUUACCUGCCGCGCUCCCACCGCACCUACAGCUGUGUCCACUGCCGGGCGCACCUGGCCCGCCACGAGGAGCUCAUCUCCAAGUCCUUCCAGGGCAGCCACGGCCGUGCCUACCUGUUCAACUCCGUGGUGAACGUGGGGUGCGGCCCGGCUGAGCAGCGGCUGCUGCUGACGGGGCUGCACUCGGUGGCCGACAUCUUCUGCCAGAGCUGCAAGACCACCCUGGGCUGGAAAUACGUGAGUGCCCCCAGCUGGGACCCCCCACCUGCUGCAGGCACUGCCCGGGGACCCCAACCCCUGUCUGGGUGCCCCAGUCCCUUCCAUGGGCACCCCCGGGCACACCAAACCUGUGCUGGUGACACCCCCAAGCCCUGGGGAGGGCAGCGCCCAUCGGGGCAUGUGGGGGCUGACACUGUGUCCCUCCCACCCAGGAGCAGGCGUUCGAGAGCAGCCAAAAGUACAAGGAGGGGAAGUUCAUCAUCGAAAUGUCGCACAUGGUGAAGGAGAACGGCUGGGACUGACGCGGGGGUGCAGCUGGGACUG
Molecule: messenger RNA, 873 nt
Organism: Parus major (Great Tit)
Lineage: Eukaryota; Metazoa; Chordata; Aves; Passeriformes; Paridae
Gene: YPEL4
Product: yippee like 4
Exons: 4
Coding region: 268-831 (187 amino acids)
Source: RefSeq, a predicted model, not a curated record